This is a messenger RNA of Rubroshorea leprosula, 1205 nucleotides long. The record is from the annotation of a GenBank genome assembly. NCBI's taxonomy places the organism in Eukaryota, Viridiplantae, Streptophyta, Magnoliopsida, Malvales, Dipterocarpaceae.
UGGACAAAACCCCUCCAUUAUUAUUUUACAUGUCCUUUGCCACUUCUUUUUGUCUUUCUUUUAUUAAUCUUGUAUAACAACAAUGAAGACUGAGUUCUAAGCUUGUUUAUUCACCUUCCUUUUCGUGAAAGUUUCUCCCAUCAUGAAAAUGAAACAUUUCUUCCAAGACCACACAUCAUCUGACACCAAUUUAGACAACCAUGAUCCAAAGAUGGGGUCAAGUAACAUUUCUAGCGAUGUCAUAAUAAUGCAGGAGCCAAGCUGCUGCUUUCCUUUAAAAGGGAUGGAUCUAAAUCCUGCACGCGUGAUUUUGGCAGAAUGGGUGGGGACUUUUAUUUUGAUGUUCUCUGUGUGUGGGAUCAUAUCGAGCACUCAGCUGUCUAGAGAUGGAGCGGGUCUGCUGGAGUAUGCCGCCGCAGCAGGGCUGUCUAUAAUUGUUAUAGUCUUCAUAAUAGGACCCAUUUCCGGUGCCCACGUUAACCCUGCAGUCACCAUUGCCUUUGCAACUCUAGGCCAUUUUCCAUGGUCCAGGGUACCAUUUUACAUUUUGGCACAAUCAUUUGGGGCUCUGUUGGCAACAUACGCAGGAGUGGCUAUCUAUGGCAUAAAAUCGGAUCUCAUGGCGACAAGGCCUGCCCAAGGCUGCACUACCGCCUUCUGGGCGGAGCUUGUUGCCACAUUCAUCCUUAUGUUUCUUUGUGCAGCGUUGGCACGCCAAGCUCAAUAUGUGGGUUCUGUGGCCGGUCUAGUUGUUGGAAUAGCUAUUGGACUUGCAGUACUCAUCACAGGGCCGGUUUCAGGAGGAUCACUCAAUCCUGCAAGAUCAUUAGGACCUGCAAUUGCCUCCGGUAACUAUGAGGGGAUAUGGAUAUACCUAACUGCCCCUGUGAUCGGGGCUGUAGUUGGUGCCCUGCUAUAUCGAUUUCUUUAUCUUCAAGGGCCACCUUGCACUGCUAGUUCUUCCCCUGACACCAGUCUGCUCAACAAUCACUCCCUGGCAUUUGGUGUGGGAGUUAUUGCAGAAUAAGAAUUAUGUAUAAUAUAAGUCUUCUAUAAAAAGAGGAACAAUGCCUAUGACUCUCUAUGCAUUGCAUCAGUGCACAUAGCUCAGAUUGUCAUUGCAUAUUUGCAUUAAUAAUAUACACUUAAUUGGAUGAGUUUGUAUAAAUUAACUUGGGGUUGUCUAAUAUAGCGAUUUGGUUUGA